Molecule: messenger RNA, 8536 nt
Organism: Hypomesus transpacificus
Lineage: Eukaryota; Metazoa; Chordata; Actinopteri; Osmeriformes; Osmeridae
Gene: brca2
Product: BRCA2 DNA repair associated
Exons: 26
Coding region: 343-8199 (2618 amino acids)
Biological process (GO): regulation of DNA-templated transcription; double-strand break repair via homologous recombination
Source: RefSeq, a predicted model, not a curated record
AUGCAAAAACACUGACAGUGACAGUGUCGCGAGUUCGCUAGCACAGAAUUCUGUCAGGCCCUUGACACAAAAGAAAACUAAGUUAGUGCCAUGACGAAACAAAUGUGAUGUCAAUUGUUUUUUUCGAGCCAUGGGAUACUAAGUUACGUGCUCAUCGCCUGCUAGCCUGCUACUUAGCCAGUUAAAGCUUGCUAAAACGUCAGCUAGCUACAUAGUGGUAAUGUUGUUGCUAGCGUUCUAGCCAACUGGUGUACAGUAGUCUGAACAUAUCGAUAACUGUUAAAUAGCUCUGACGUUAAACCCAAUCAAUGACUCUAAACUGGGGAAUAAAACUGGAAAACCAUGUUCGACCCAUUUGUGGAUCAAGUCUGGGAAGAACUGGGACCGCUGGAUCCAAACUGGUUUGAGGAGCUGACGUUGAAAGGACCGAUCACUGGGAAUGACACUACCACAGAAGAAGAUCCAUUGAGCACGAAAAUACCAACAGAAGGUCGAUCUUUUAAACCACCAGUAGAUAAAUCUGCAGUAGACAGUCAGCUGUUCUCUACACCUAAAGUUUUUAGAUGUAGUAGAGUACAUUUUCCUGAAACGGAUGAAGAUGGGUUAUUCUCCUGUGAAAAAGUGUGCCAUGAAGGGACUUCAGAAAAAGUAACAAGUCUGGUAUGGAGAGAUAAAAGCCCAAGCUUAUUUGGAUCAUGUGAAAAUGGCUGGUCAAAAAAAAAGUCAUGUAAAAUCCAGGAGCAAGAAAGUUUUGAGUUGUUGAGCACUCCGAAACCGUCUGUGAGAAACUAUGUCAGGCAGAUAACAGAAAGCCUUGGUGCACAGAUGGACUCCAAUGUGUCGUGGACAAGUUCACUUAAUACCCCACCUGCUCUAUCACCCACCAUUAUCUUGUCUAAAAACAAGGACAGUGUCGUUCCUGUAAGUCUGUCUGCGGACCGGGAGGUCAUUUUUGUGCGGAAGCUCUUCCCCUCGCUCUCAAAUACUGCAGGUCCAGUGUUGCCAUCAGAAAACACUGCAACUUCAGUUCAACCCAGUAAUUACCACCUUCCUGUUCUCUCUCAAGAUCUUUCAUCAGAUGGCAGGAUCUGGAGGCAGACAUUGCCAGAUGCUAUCGAGGAUGGAGUUGUUCGCAGCACAGUGGCUAGUGUUUUGGAUGGAAGCGAAGAUGUCCUCUCCAUAUUCUUCAGUAAUAGCAGCUCUGCUUUACGAAGGGUUAAAGUUAAGGAAAGAAUUAAAAGGAAGCAGUCCAGCUCAACAAAGGGACAAGACCCUUUAACUGUGGGCACUGACCAAUCCAGUGAGAUGGCAGAGGACGAACACAGCAAGGACACCACAGUGUCCUCAAGGAUCACCAAAAAAACUGGGGAUAUGGGCAUAACUCAGUGGACUCCAAUAAAUCUAUCAGAUAAUGAUUUGGAUACAUUAUGUCAUGAUGCGACACAGACUGCCCAAGUGGAACCCAGCCCCGUCCCUGCUAAACCCCAGACAGGAGGAGCAGUAUCCUGCCAGCCAGGGGGGUCCCAGCUGGUUGAAUCUGGGGUUAAAGUUUCACUAGACUGCUCUUUCACCAGAAAGACUAGAAAGUUUGUAUACUGUAUCCAGAAUCCCCAGCCCCCAGCACAAGGAAAAUAUUCUCAGAAAACGGAUGCAUCAAAUGGAAAUGUACUCAGUGGUGACAGGGGACAUAUUCUCAAUGUGAGAGGACAACGGCCUGAAGAAUUGAACAAGAACCCCCCCGAUGAGAAUCAGCAGCAAGAGCAGGGAUGUGUGACUGCCCCCCUUGCACCAGCCAAAGACCCGGAUCUGGAAAUGUCCCAGCUUUGUAGAGUGUUUGCACAAGAUUUCAGUCAAAUGGUGGACUCUGGUAAAGCAGACAACAACAUAGUGGAUCCUCUUCAACACGGUUUCUCUGCCUCAGCCUGCCUCUCAGCAGUGAGACGAAGAAAAAGACAACAGCCGUCUAAACGAGAAUCAAGUGGAACGAAAGAAUCUGUCCAGCAUCAAGACGGUGAUGACGAAAACGACGACAGGCUUAUCUGUGUGUCUCCGUCCAGCAACCUCACUAAUCUAAUAGUACAGGAUAGUGGCUAUACCUCCACCUCAACAACACAAAUAAACAGAUCAUCAAAUCCACCACCAUGUUGGGGCUUUAAAACGGGCAACAAUAAGACAAUUUCUGUAACACCACAGGCACUACAGAAAGCCAAGUCUGUAUGGUCUGUCUUUGAUGACUUACAAGAAAGCUUGUCAUUAAAUAUUACUGAUGCCAGUACAUCUGUCAGUCAAGUCAACCAGGACAUGUCCCCUUGUAAUGAAAGUAGCUUGGGUGCUGAAAUACAUUUUGUAAAACCACUGAAUAGUGUGAAAAAGUCUCAGAACACUGAUAGCCGAGUCCGUGGGACUCAAAGCCCUUUAACAGCCUCACAGCAUGCCGAUGUCACCGAGUUGUGCAGUCUUUUAGAAGAUGCAGACAGCCAGUUUGAAUUCACACAGUUUAGACCUGCGAAGUCGAGUUCUCGUGUUCCAGAAAGUGUGUCCCCUCACCAGUUAUCUGAGAAAGAACUGGACCCUGACUUUCUUACAGGAAUAGAUUUUGACGACAGCUUUAACUCUGAAAAACAGUUUGUAAAGAUGGCAAACCCUAGCAAUAUCUCUGAAAACAAAGUUCAUAUGCACACUAGCAGCUUUGAUAUGGACAAGUCUGAUGUCAAAAGUAGCCCUAAAUUAGCCGUAGGUUUCAAAAUAGCUGAAGAAGAUCAUGUGCGGGUUUCAGCUCAGAGCAAAGCGAGGGCCUUAUUUGCAGAUUUAGACGAGAACUGUGAGGCAACAAGAGAUGCAUGUUUUGACAGCUCUGUGAUGGCAUCAGCUAAGGUAAUUGAACCCUUACCUUUGAAACAUCAACUUGACAAAGCUUCUAAUGUUGAACAUUUAGAGUCUGUUGAUGGUGAUACUGCCGACAGUAUUGACUUGAUGUGCAUUGAACAGGACAUCUUAUCAAAUUCCACACACAACCACAAGACUAUUGCAGGUUGUUCAAGUUUGACUGCAGUUCACCUCUCUGAUAUCAAAGUGGAUGUACCUGAUGAAAGUGUUGACCCUGGGAAGAGUCCACUGUACGUGCUACAUUCUCAUAAAUCACACAGUGGUUUUCAGUUGGCCAGUGGUAAAGGGGUCACUGUCUCAGACAAAGCCAUUCGAGAAGCCUGUGUUAUCUUCAAAGACUAUGAGGUUCUAGAAAGUGUAAUGUGUGUUUCACCGGCGCGGGACAAACCCUGUGAAGAAGUUCCUGCAACUUGUAGCGGCAGAUUUGAGAGAAAGAACUGUGGCUUUAAUGCUGCUGGUGAGACGAGGGCGCAUGUGUCUGGUAAGCCUCUUCUGAAGCCGGAGGCUCUGUUCAGUGGCAGCGGUGAGCCUGGGCUAACGCUCAGCAUGAACAGUGCUGUGAAGACAUUAAAGAAUCAUCAGCGGGACAGUGAUGGUGGCUUCAAGAAGCCUGGUACUAAACCAGCCACAGUCUCUGCAGAAACCUUGUUAUCUGACAGGGCACAUCAUGUCAAUGUGUUGCAAAGGGGUUGUGGAUUCAGCACUGCAAGUGGGAAGAAAGUCGCUGUGUCUGAUGGAGCCCUACAGAAGGCGAAGGCCCUGUUGAGUGAAUUUAAUGAGGAUGGAACUGAAAAGGAAGAAGUGAGAAUAUGUCAUACCAGUCCAACUAAGACUCCGACAGAGAACCUUGUAGGGUUUAAGACGGCCAGUGGAAAAGGAGUAGCAUUGUCAGCGAAGGCCCUUGAACACACCAAGGAUUUCUUCAAAGACUGUGACGCUAACCCAGACGGCUCUAAACUUGCAGAUACAAAUGAGAAGUCUGUUGAAAAAAGGAAUACUCACAUGAAUGCGGGGAAAAGUAAUUGUGGUUUCACAACAGCUGGGGGCAAGAAGGUGCAUGUCUCUGAAAAAAGCCUGUUGAGGACAAAAGCCCUCCUGAUGGAAUCUCCUAGGAAAAAUUGUGGUGAUAUUAACUUGACUAAACCUGCUUGUAGGGAAAGGGCCUCAGGAUCAACCGGAGAUCACACACAUCCUUUACCCAGUGACCAUGAGGCUGAUGCAAACCAACUUCCCAACACAGUGUCGGAUUCUCUCGAUGAGUUAGGGAAGGGUUUUGCUUUUAGCACUGCCAGUGGAACAACAAUAUGUGUGUCGGACACUUCCCUCCGAAAAGCCAGGUCUCUUCUCAAUGAAUGUGAUGCAACAGGAAAAAGGGAUGUUGUGAAUACUGACAGAUUGGAUUCAGCAAAUACUUUGUCACUGAAAUUGCCUCAAAAGCCUCUUUUCAACACAGCUAAUGGGAAGGCAGUGCCUGUUUUGGAGAAGGCCCUUCAGGAGGUUAAGUCUGUUUCCGGGGAGACUCUUCACGUUAAACAUGACACAACAGCUCAAAGUACUGCAGAAUGUUCAUUUGGAUUCAGCACAGCUAGUGGUAAAGGGGUGCAUGUGUCUGAAAAAGCACUUCAAGCAGCUUUUGACAAAUUCAGAGAAACUGAAAACAAUAUUGUACAAUGCAAGCCUAUUAGUGAAAAAAGCGAUUCCAAAACACCUAUAGAGAAAAGGCCAUUAAUGCCAGGUCAUGACCAGCUUGAGCCAGUGACUGCUAGGAAACCAGAGGAUCGUGACACGGUCCUGACCAGGGAUGGAAGAGAACACCUAGAGGCUUCUUCCUUGUUGAACCUGGAGUCUCUUGGGUUUAGUGGCUGUACAGACACCCAGCAGGAGUACUUUGCUCAGGAGGCCAUGGACAGCACCAAGGCUCUGUUAGAUGAUGAACACCUGUCAGGCCAGAGCUCCAGAUCUUUUGCUUUUCACAAAAACCCUUUAGAGAAGAAUCCUACCCACAGCGAGCAAUCUGAAUAUAGAACCAGAGGAGCUGGAAAAAGGACAGGAGAGGAUGCUAAUGUAAAAGAACAGCCACCCUUGAAAAGACGACUCUUGGCUGAGUUUGACAGAACUGUGGAUUGUAACAAGCGGUCAAUCACACCUGUCAAAAGUUACUCAGAUGGGAUGCUGAAAGACAGGAGAGUGUUUAAAUAUAAUGUCUCUCUUCAACCUAAUAUCACAAGACCAUCCAGGGAUGCAAAGAGCCAUGUUGGCCUGACUUUGAGUAAGGCUGAAUCACAGAGCAGGAGGCCAGAGCCAGUGCCAGCAGACAUCAAGCCUUCCACUGCCAGGGGAGCUGUCUUUGUUCCUCCGUUCCGGAAAAAUAUCAAGACGAAGACACACAGGAGCAAUGUUCAACAGGAUAAAGGUGGAACACCUGUCAUGCUGGUUCCCCAAUUUGGAAAACCAACAAGUAGGACAACUGAUGGAGACCCGCAACCUCCAAACAAUAACACAACCCACCACCUUUUUAAAAUACUGGCUAAGACCAGUGAACCAUCACCUGCACUGGAAACCAAAGACAACCAAAGCCCUGAAAUGGAAACUAAUUAUAGUGGCACGGUAAACAAAAUGAAAAUAGACCCACAAAACCAUGAGAAGAUAAACCAACCCAGUGGUGAUGAUGAACAAGAUGUCUCUGAUAAUGCACGACAGGAAACCAUCACAGAGGGCUCCACUUCAGACCAGGCAUCCCCUGGUAGCCACGAAGUGGAUCUCCAGACUUUGCAGCUAGCUCUGGACAUGCAGAGCAUGAGGCUGAGGAAGAAGAAGCGUCAGAACAUCCGUCCGGUACCAGGGAGCCUGUUCCUGGCCAAAACCUCGGGGGUUCCCCGGGUGGCUCUGAGGGAGGCUGUCAGAGGGAGGUGUCCUGUCCAGCACACCCAGAAACAGCUGUAUGUAUACGGAGUGCAUCAGCGCGUGAGUCAGAUCAGCAGCGAGAAUGCAGAGUCUUUUUGCUUUCACUGCCAACACUUUUUCAAACGUGAGGCGUUGGCAGCUGGAGUUCAGCUUGCUGAUGGGGGCUGGCUCAUCCCCAGGAAGGAUGGCAGGGCUGGGAAAGAGGAGUUCUACAGAGCGCUGUGCGACAGCCCAGGUGUGGACCCCCAGCUGAUCUGCGAGGCGUGGGUGUAUAACCACUAUCGCUGGAUAGUCUGGAAGCAGGCGGCCAUGGAGAGAUGUUUCCCGGAGGUGAUGGGGGGUCUCUGUCUGACUCCAGAGCAGGUGCUUCUGCAGCUUAAAUACAGAUACGACGUUGAAGUGGACCACAGUCGACGGCCGGCUCUGAGGAAGAUCAUGGAGAGAGACGACACAGUCGCCAAAACCCUGGUUCUCUGUGUGUGUGGUGUCGUGUCCAGGGGACAGAACCGACCGAGCCGGGCUAAAGCCAGCUCCCCCCAGGUGGCCGGCAGCAAGGCCGACUCACCAUUUGGGGUCAUCUGGCUGACAGAUGGAUGGUACCGCAUCAAGGCCCAGAUGGACGCCCCGUUGACGGCCAUGCUGGCCAAGGGUCGCCUGGCCGUGGGGGGUAAGCUGGUGAUCCAGGGAGCCCAGCUGGUGGGACCCCAGGCGGCCUGCUCCCCUCUAGAGGCUCCCGAGUCCCUAAUGUUGAAGAUUUGGGCCAAUGGCACCAGACCUGCCAGAUGGGAUGCUAAGCUAGGGUUUCUGUGUGACCCCCGACCCUUGCUCUUCCCACUCUCGUCCUUGUAUGGCAACGGAGGUCCUGUGGGCUGCGUGGACUUGGUGGUGCUGAGAAGCUACCCUGUGCAGUGGAUGGAGAGGAAACCAGAUGGAGGCUUUGUGUUCCGUACUGGACGUGCUGAAGAGAAGGAGGCCUGUCGCCACAGCAACGGCAAGCACAAAGCUAUGGAGGUCCUCUUCGCCAAGGUCCAGGCUCAGUUUGAGAAGGAGGACAAUGGUAAGAAAACCAGAGGGCGAAGGGGAUCGUUGAGUCGUCAGGACAUUGAGGAUCUGCAGGAUGGAGAGGAGCUGCAUGAAGCAGUGCAGAACGACCCAGCAUACCUGGAGGCCUCGCUCAGUGAGCAGCAGAGAAAGGUCCUGACCUCCUACAGGAGCUCCCUGGGGGAGAGGAGGCAGGCCCAGCUUCAGGAGAGCUUCCGCAGGGCCCUGGAGGCCGAUGGGGGAGUCUGUCCCGACAGGGAGGUCACUCCAGUAUGGAAGCUCUGUGUGGCAGACUCCAGAGACCAGCGGGGCACCAGUGUCUGCAUGCUGAGUAUAUGGCGUCCUUCCAUGGACCUCCAGUCUUUCCUGAGGGAGGGUUGUCGAUACCGGGCCCACCAUCUCUCUACGUCUGAAGGCAGGAAGCGAUCUGGUGGAGGUUCAGUUCAGCUAACUACCACAAAGAGAACACAGUUCCAAGGCAUGCAGGCCUCCCAGGACUGGCUGGCAGGGAAUUACCAUGCUCGUGUGGCAGUCAGCUUUCACGAUCUCUGUAAUCCUGAAUUCCAGCCAUUCUGUGGAGAGGUGGAUAUUGUUGGAUAUGUCAUCUCCAUCACUUCCAGCCAAGGUUUUUCUCAAGUAGUAUACAUGGUAGAUGGGAAGCUGGACUUUGUGAAGGUACACUCCUACAGUAGCUUGGUUCAGCUGGGUUUGGAGGAUCUUGUGAAGCCUCGGGCCCUCCUGGCUGUGAGCAACCUGCAGCUGAGGCCACUGUCCAGCCCCAUCCCUGGUCUGCACGCCAGCGACCUGGCCCUCUUCACCUCCAACCCUAAGGACUCCCAUCUGCAGGAGGCCUUCACACAGCUUAGGGCACUGGUCCAGGGCCAGGAGCACUUCUUCUUGAGUGCAGAGGAGAGGCUGUCGAACUUGAUCCCAUCUGAUCCCAGCACCUUCUCCUCCCCAGCUCUGCAGCCCAGAACUCCAGCCUGGAAGACACAAGAUGGAGGGAUACAUAAAACCCCUCAGCAGCCAAUCAGAGGCUUUGGAUCCAUGACUCCCAUCAACAGUUGCCUUCCACCACCAAUCAGCUCAUCAGGAAAACUAGACCCAAAGAGCCUGAAGAGAAAGAGGGGACUGGACUCUCUGUGUCGCAUUCCCUCUCCCCCUCCAAUAUAUCCCUUGGGCACCAUGACCACCCCAUGUGUUAACAAGACAUUCAACCCCCCCAGGAGGUCUGAGACCCCAGGCCAGACCCCAGCUCCCAGACCAGCCCCACCACAAGUGGAGGAUGAGUGGGUCAACGAUGAAGAGUUGGCUAUGAUAGACACACAGGCUUUAUACAGUGGACUUGGAGAAGAGGUCACAAAGUGACAGGUGUUAUGAAUGUCAAGAGACAUUGCAGAUACAGAUUGAAAGCUGCUAUGGAUCUCAGUGUCCAAAUGGUGCUGUUUUGGCUUGACUUUUCAGCCUCUUUGCGAAUAAAACCAUGAGUACAUUCAUGAUCAUAUAUUCAUGAUUGACAUUUGCCCCACUGCUUCUUAACAUUAAUGUUGUUAAGUAAAAUACUACACUCUAGUUUUUAGUUUUACUUGGUGAACAGAACAUAGGCUACAGUUUUUAUGGGUGUACAUAGUGCUUGUGGUUGUGUAAAUGUUCUUGUCUUCAUUCUUCAAUGUGUAGCUGUAUAAAAAUGUUCAAACGUUCACGC